Molecule: messenger RNA, 318 nt
Organism: Symbiodinium natans
Lineage: Eukaryota; Dinophyceae; Suessiales; Symbiodiniaceae
Source: the annotation of a GenBank genome assembly
AUGCAGGAGCAGGUGAUCCCUGCGGCGUUGGUCAGACCUGGCGUGGUGACGGGGGGAGACCUACCAGCAGCCUGGAAGCAUCCUGCGCUGUUGAGUUUCGAGGGCACGAUGGUUUCACAGAAGGACGAGGAGGAAGACUCGAAGCCAGUUUGGUCUUCGAUGGACUCCAGCACAUGGGCAACACAUUGCAUGAGGGGUGCGCCCAUGCCGCCCGACCGCCGAGUACACGAACGCCAUCUCGUGGUGCUUGAUCAGUUCCGGCGACAUGUAGAGGGCGCAUCCCGAGAGUUCGCGGAGAUCCUGGAGUCGUGCCGCUAA